Fragaria vesca subsp. vesca is the source of this 2549-nucleotide messenger RNA. Its product is annotated as alpha-glucosidase YihQ-like. Gene Ontology annotation, molecular function: carbohydrate binding; hydrolase activity, hydrolyzing O-glycosyl compounds. Gene Ontology annotation, biological process: carbohydrate metabolic process. NCBI's taxonomy places the organism in Eukaryota, Viridiplantae, Streptophyta, Magnoliopsida, Rosales, Rosaceae. The record is from RefSeq and is a predicted model, not a curated record. The coding region runs from base 1 to 2400 and encodes 799 amino acids. The transcript has 8 exons.
AUGAGCAGCCUGAAGAUCAGCAAAAAGCACCACAAACAUUUGAACAAUCCUUUCCCUGGGGCACCUAUAUCUCUCCCGCUCAUCCAAGGAAAGCUCCUCUUCAAUUCCUCUUUAAUUCCCCAGCGUUUUCCAAUCGGAAACGAUUUCGAGGUCUCUUGGAACAGCAGCGAGGGCGGGUCUCUUUCCAUUUCACAUCGAUCGCAGCCCAAUAGAUCCAUAUGGUCCACCAUUCCCGGUCAAGCCUUUGUCUCUGCAGCGGUGGCUCAAACACGGGUGGAAGAAAGCAGGGGUUCUUUCGUGAUCCAUGACACGAGUGUUGAUCUGGUUUGUCAUCACCAAACCAUUCAAGAUAUAACUCAGUUUGAUCAUGCUUCUUCUUCUUCUUCAUAUUCUCAAGGUACCCAAUUCCCUCUUGUCCUUGUAACUGGCUGGGUUUUCAAUACGGGACCUUCUACUUGUACUUGUGCAAAGUACUGGGUUUUGUUUGAACAGAAAUGCAGCCACCAAAUUGGGUUCCAAGUGAAGCUUGGAACACCCAACUUUGAAUUUCCUUUUAGAACAAGGCUUAGGUGGGUUUGGUCCUUCACGAGGCCCAGAGAGGCUCAACAAUUCAAAGAAUUCAACAGGGUGUGCCUGACGUAUUCAAGUGAAGAAACGGAGAGGUUUUAUGGGUUCGGGGAGCAAUUCUCUUAUAUGGAUUUUAAGGGCAAAAGGGUGCCCAUUCUUGUUCAGGAACAGGGUAUUGGGAGAGGGGAUCAGCCUAUCACCUUUGCAGCUAACUUAAUCAGUUACAGGGCUGGGGGUGAUUGGAGUACAACCUAUGCUCCUUCCCCAUUCUAUAUGACUUCAAAGAUGAAAUCUCUUUACCUUGAAGGAUAUAAUUAUUGCGCAUUUGAUCUAACACAACAUGACAGAGUUCAGAUACAGAUACAUAAAAAUUCAGUAGAAGGACGGAUAUUGCAUGGAAACUCACCAACUGAGCUCAUUGAAUGUUUCACUGAAACCAUUGGGAGACCUCCUAAACUUCCUGACUGGAUCAUUUCUGGAGCUGUUGUUGGCAUGCAGGGGGGCACAGAAUCUGUACGUCGUAUUUGGAAUGAGCUUAAGAGUUACAAUGCUCCAGUAUCAGCAUUUUGGUUGCAGGAUUGGGUGGGCCAGAGAGAAACCUUGGUUGGAUCACAGCUCUGGUGGAAUUGGGAAGUAGAUUCAACAAGAUAUACAGGAUGGAAGCAACUGAUUAAAGAACUUAGUGCUCAGCAUAUUAAAGUGAUGACGUACUGCAACCCAUGUCUCGUUCCGUGUCAUGAAAAGCCAAACAGAAGGAGAAACCUCUUUGAGGAAGCAAAGAAGUUGAACAUAUUAGUGAAAGACAAGCAAGGAGAACCUUAUAUGGUUCCAAAUACAGCUUUUGAUGUAGGAAUGUUGGACUUGACACAUCCAGAUACUGGAAACUGGUUCAAGCAGAUUCUUCAGGAAAUGGUUGAUGAUGGAGUCAGAGGAUGGAUGGCUGAUUUCGGUGAAGGCCUGCCUGUGGAUGCCACCCUCUAUUCAGGUGAAGAUCCUAUUUCAGCACACAACAAGUACCCAGAGCUAUGGGCCCAAUUAAAUAGAGAGUUUGUGGAAGAAUGGAAAGCUAACCGCGUGGGAAAGGAGAAAGAUCCACAAGAGACCUUGGUGUUUUUCAUGAGGGCUGGUUUCAGAGAUAGCCCCAGAUGGGGAAUGCUAUUUUGGGAAGGAGAUCAGAUGGUAAGUUGGCAGAUUCAUGACGGAAUAAAGAGUGCUGUUGUUGGUCUACUCAGCAGUGGAAUGUCAGGGUACGCUUUCAAUCACAGUGAUAUUGGAGGGUACUGUGCUGUAAAUUUGCCUUUCAUCAAGUAUCAAAGAAGUGAAGAGUUGCUUUUGCGAUGGAUGGAACUGAAUGCUUUCACCACUGUUUUCCGAACACAUGAAGGAAACAAACCAUCUUGCAACAGUCAAUUCUACUCAAAUGAGAGAACUCUAGCUCAUUUUGCACGAUUUGCUAAAGUCUAUAAAGCUUGGAAGUUCUAUAGAAUUCAGCUCGUCAAGGAAGCGACUCAUAGAGGUCUGCCUGUAUGCCGGCACUUAUUUCUGCAUUACCCUAAUGAUGAACAUGUUCAUAAUUUGAGUUACCAGCAGUUCUUGAUCGGUACUGAGAUUUUGGUGGUGCCUGUCCUGGACAAAGGUAUGAACAAUGUGAAGGCUUAUUUUCCAACUGGUAAUAGUUCUUGGCAACAUGUAUGGACUGGAAAGCAGUUUACUGAAGAGGGUUUUGAAACCAUAGUAGAAGCUCAAAUUGGUUAUCCUGCUGUAUUUUUUAAGACUGGUUCCAUUGUUGGAGAGACGUUUUUGAAAAAUCUUAGAGAUUUGAAAAUUCUUUGAGGAAAAAGUCAGGCCAUUCAGAUUAUAUGGUUUUUAGCGUUUAUAUAAUGCCUUUCUAGUAAAGGUUCCCUUAUUUUUGGCAAUUGUUGAAGGGAUUGCUGACAGAUGCUUUGAACAUCUGCACAAUGUGAGUUACUGCCAUUCUUGUG